AAGAUUCUUAUCUUGUGUCUUUGCUUAAUAGCUUGAUCCUAAUGGUACAAACAUGUUCAAUGUUAAUAAAGCUCUUGUUUUUGCCUCAGUUUUAUGCGUUUUUGUAGAGGGUGGUUGUCCCCCGGGCUGGCUUUCGCACGCCUCGUCAUGUUAUCUCUUCAGCCACGAUACCGAGGAAUGGAUCGGAGCUUUGAAUAUAUGUCGUGAACUUGGUGGACAGCUGAUUGAAAUAGAAGAUGCCGAUGAAGAUAACUAUAUACUUUCCCAAGCCAGGAACAUCAACAAAAGUUUCUGGAUUGCCUUGUCUGACCUACAACUAGAAGGGACAUGGGUUUGGAUGAACAGUAAGGCACAACUAGUGCAAGGGGCUUACUCAAACUGGCGCCCUGGGCAACCUGAUAACAGUGGCGGCGAUGAAAAUUGCGCUAACCUGGAGGACAGCUUUCACAUGAAGUGGAAUGAUUUAUCCUGUCACACCGUUCAAAACUACAUUUGUGAACGCCCAAAUGAGGACACCGAUAUUGUUGGCUAAAGGAGAAAUAUAAAGAUAUUUUCCACACUGUAAUAAUGUAUAAACUUGUUUAUUAAAACAACCAAACUGAU
Molecule: messenger RNA, 603 nt
Organism: Mercenaria mercenaria
Lineage: Eukaryota; Metazoa; Mollusca; Bivalvia; Venerida; Veneridae
Product: perlucin-like protein
Exons: 5
Coding region: 53-532 (159 amino acids)
Source: RefSeq, a predicted model, not a curated record